Neopelma chrysocephalum (saffron-crested tyrant-manakin) is the source of this 441-nucleotide messenger RNA. Its product is annotated as C-factor-like. The annotation marks the transcript as partial. Lineage: Eukaryota; Metazoa; Chordata; Aves; Passeriformes; Pipridae. The record is from RefSeq and is a predicted model, not a curated record. The transcript has 3 exons.
CCGGGCUCAGGGCUGAGCUGCAGCAAGGCAGCCAUCGUCAACAUAUCCAGCAUUGCUGGCUCCAUCACUGAUCCCGCUGGUUGGGAACUGAAGCAUUUUACCUCGUACCGCUGCAGCAAGACUGCUCUGAACAUGCUGACCAAGUGCCAGUCCCUGGCAUACAAGGAGCACGGCAUCCUCUGCGUUGCUCUCUAUCCUGGCUGGGUGCAAACUGACAUGGGCACCUUUGAUGGACACACGCCCCCUCUGACGGUGGAUGACAGCGUGAAAGGGAUGCUGAAGGUGCUCUCCUCCAUCUCUGAGAAGGACACCGGCACCCUCCUGGACUGGGAAGGGAAGGUCAUGCCGUGGUGAAAUGCCAGUUCAGGAUCCUGGCAGCUGUGGGGACCUUUGUUGCUGCUCCCACCUGCCCCACAUCCUCAAUAAAGCUCUGUGAGACCA